Messenger RNA from Brenthis ino (lesser marbled fritillary), 2119 nucleotides. The record is from the annotation of a GenBank genome assembly. NCBI's taxonomy places the organism in Eukaryota, Metazoa, Arthropoda, Insecta, Lepidoptera, Nymphalidae.
AUGUACUAUGGUAUUAUGGAUUUGGUCCAGGGUCGCUCGGAGCCAGGAGUGGUACCUUCAAUAGUGGGCUUUACGAAGGACUCUGUAGCCCAAGAGUCAGACAGACUCGCCCCAGGGGAUAGGAUUUGCAGCGUGAAUGGCAUAUCAACUGCAAGAUUGACAAACGAAGAAGUACUCCGACUCUUAGAUAAUGUCGAAGAAAGAGCGUCUUUGGAAGUUGAAUAUUACAUGCCCAAUUAUGGAUCAUUUAGUUCAAACUCUCUUUCAGCGUCUCAAAAUUCUUUGUAUAUUACAACCAAGCUAGCAGAAGUGCCUGUUGAAAAAAUAAAUGGCUCUUUAGGAGUAACUAUUCGCGGAGGCUUACCGGAAAAUUCAGCACCUAGUGCCGAUUUAGUACUGAAUAGCCGAUCAUUAGAUGCUUUGCCCUUGGUAGUAACACAUGUGAGGCCUGGAGGAGCAGCAUACAACACUUCCAGAAUAAAACCUGGCGAUAGAUUGUUGAAAGUCGAUCAUAUAUCACUAACAAACAAAACUUUAUCAGAAGUGCAUCAAAUUCUCCAAAACUGCCCUCAAGUGACGAGUCUUACUAUAGAAUACGAUGUAUCAAUCAUGGAAUCUGUGAAGAUGGCUACUGGUCCCUUAUUAAUUGAAAUCGAGAGACCGUGUAAUGAGGAUCUUGGGUUGUUCUUAAGCAAUCAGCGUUAUUCUGAUGAUGUAUAUAGUUCGGGAUCAGACACAUACCAAAGAGUAGGGAGUUGUAAUGCUAUCUAUAUAGAUAGUAUUCUACCAGCGAGUAUCAGCGAUAGAUGUGGCGCAUUACAUCCUGGAGAUCAGCUGUUAGCAUUCGACGACCACGUGAUAGAUGGAAAUAAUUACACAGCAGAAGAAGUUAUGUGUUAUCUAGAAAACUGUGAAGCUGGGUUUACGAGGUUACAUGUCGCACCAAGACACAUUUUAGCUCAUGGGGGACGUUUUACACGAGAAAACUCAAUGUCAGGUGCUUCGACGCUGAACGCUAAAAAACAAAGACAAAGAAACUAUAGACAGAGUUCGAUGCCAAAACUGGGUUUACAAGAUGAUUAUGAUGGACAACAAAAUUACAUGAGCAUGGGCGUAUGUAGGACAGAAUCACUGAAUAUACAACUCGAAGUGCCUCCAGGACAAACUAGCGGGCUGGCUGUUCACGAUGAAAAUGCUGCAUUGAUUAUUUCCCAUGUGGCGACACAAUCCCCUGCCUAUAGAUCCGGUUGCCUACAAAUUAGAGAUAGAGUGAUGUCAAUCAACGGUCACGAAAAUUUGACAUCAGAUGUGGCUAACGAAAUUUUACAAAGGCGAAACGACUCUCAUAACCCAAAAUAUUUGACUCUAAACGUGGAAUUUAGUAUGCCCAACACAAUAGAAGCGUCUAGUGGAGUGUUUAAUGUGAAACUUGCCAAAACCUCAGCUGGUCUCGGUGUUACUAUUACAGGAUGCAAACAAAAACUUCUCAGCAACGAAGAGCCAAUGGUCAUAUCAGAUAUAAAGCCGGGUUCAGUAGCACAUAGGAGUGGAGCUCUCGCGCCUGGAGACCACCUUCUGGCUAUAAAUGGGCAACCAUUGCAUAAUUUAUCUUUAGAUACAGCGUUCAAUAUACUUCAAAACUCUCCGGAAGAUAUCAUAACUUUGAAAAUCCGGAAACGUGACUUGACAGAGGACUGGUCUGUUCACAAACAUAAUGCAAAAUUGACGUUGCAGAGCUUUAGUAAUAUAGAAACUAAGGCUGUAGUGCACAGUGGAGAGGACUCGGGUCACCAUACAGAAAGCCCAAAUAACAGUGCAAAAGAAAGCGAAGUCCAUAGUGAUAAUGGUAACACUGCAGUUUUUAUGGUGGAAAUAAUAAGGCAGGAAAAUGGGCCUUUAGGUUUGACGAUCGCUGGCAGUGAAGAUGUAACACAGCCUAUUCUAUUAAGUGGACUCGUUGAAGGCGGGCUCUCUGAGAAAUGCGGUAAAUUGGCUAUAGGCGAUGAAUUACUCAGUAUUAAUGGUGAAAGUGUAUUAAAUAAGCCCCUUUCUGAAGCAAUAAAGUUAUUACAACAAAGUGGACAACGAGUUCAGUUGCAACUCUGUAGAAAAGUAACUG